Molecule: messenger RNA, 591 nt
Organism: Symphalangus syndactylus (siamang)
Lineage: Eukaryota; Metazoa; Chordata; Mammalia; Primates; Hylobatidae
Gene: LCN8
Product: lipocalin 8
Molecular function (GO): small molecule binding
Source: RefSeq, a predicted model, not a curated record
AGCAGGGGAGCCCGGAGCCCGGACCCCGCCAUGGAGGCCAGGCUGCCGUGCACCAUCCUGGGUGUCCUCGUGGUGCUCUGGGCACAGGUGGCAGCAGCCAUGGUGGAGCUGGACCGGCAGAGGAUUGGAGGAUUCUGGCGGGAAGUUGGUGUGGCCUCUGAUCAAAGCCUGGUGCUGACGGCCCCGAAGCGGGUGGAGGGCUUGUUCCUCACCUUGAGCGGGCGUAACCUGACCGUGAAGGUCGCAUAUAACAGCUCAGGAAGCUGUGAGAUAGAGAGGAUCAUGGGAUCAGAAAUAGACACUACGGGAAAAUUCGCUUUUCCUGGCCACAGAGAGAUCCACGUGCUGGACACCAACUACGAGGGCUACGCCAUCCUGCGUGUGUCCGUGAUGUGGCGGGGCAGGAACUUCCGCGUCCUCAAGUACUUCACUCGGAGCCUUGAGGACGAGGACCGGCUGGGGUUCUGGAGGUUUCGGGAGCUGACAGCAGACACUGGUCUCUACCUGGCGGCCCGGCCUGGACGGUGUGCCGAGCUCCUGAAGGAGGUGAGCCUGACCCCCGACCCUGGCCUGCGCUGAAGUCCCCGGGCC